GACCAAUGGUGGUCGCAGAAGUAGGCCGAGUAUAAAAACAGAAGGCGCCGCUGCGGAUGACCUGACUAGUUGUUUCAGCAGUGUGGUGUUUAGUUUGUUACCGAUGGCGUGCUUUAACAGUGCGUUACUCACUUUCUUUGCGUGUUGUGUCAUUGGCGCAUAUGCGCAAGAUGAUGCUGCCCCAAAGAAAGAAGAAAGCUUCGAAGCUGAGCUCUGCAAGGACAAAGAUGCUGGUGAAUGGUUCCGUUUAGUGGCAGGCGAAGGAGAUAACUGUCGUGAUGUUAUCCAGUGUACAUCUUCCGGUCUGCAAGCAAUCCGUUGUCCAGCUGGACUUUACUUCGACAUAGACAAGCAGACAUGCGACUGGAAGGAUUCAGUCAAGAACUGCAAAACCAAAAACAAGGAGAGGAAGGUGAAGCCUUUGUUGAUCACCGAUGAGCCUCUUUGUCAGGAUGGUUUCCUGGCUUGCGGAGACAGUAACUGCAUCGAGAGGGGGCUGUUCUGUAACGGAGAGAAAGAUUGCAGCGAUGGUUCAGAUGAAAACAGCUGUGACAUCGACAAUGACCCCAACCGUGCCCCACCUUGUGACCCCGCCGUAUGCACCCUCCCCGACUGUUUCUGCUCAGAAGAUGGUACCACAAUACCCGGCGAUCUGCCAGCUAAAGACGUACCCCAGAUGAUCACCAUCACCUUCGACGACGCUAUCAACAACAACAACAUCGACUUGUACAAGGAAAUUUUCAACGGACAAAGGAAAAACCCGAAUGGUUGCGACAUCAAAGCCACCUUCUUCAUUUCGCACAAGUACACUAACUACUCGGCUGUGCAGGAAAUGCACCGUAAAGGUCAUGAAAUAGCCGUACAUUCUAUUACGCACAAUGACGACGAAAGAUUCUGGUCCAACGCCACAGUGGACGACUGGGCCAAGGAAAUGGCCGGUAUGAGGAUCAUCGUCGAGAAAUAUGCCAACCUCACAGACAACAGCGUGGUAGGAGUCAGAGCUCCCUACCUCAGGGUCGGAGGCAACAACCAAUUCACCAUGAUGGAAGAACAAGCCUUCUUGUACGACUCGACCAUCACUGCACCCCUAAGCAACCCACCACUAUGGCCUUACACCAUGUACUUCCGCAUGCCUCACCGUUGCCACGGAAACGUACAGAGCUGUCCCACCAGGAGUCACGCCGUAUGGGAAAUGGUCUUGAACGAGCUAGACAGAAGGGAAGAUCCAACCAGCGACGAAAACGUCCCUGGAUGCGGUAUGGUGGACUCAUGUUCGAACUUGUUGACCGGGGAUCAAUUCUACAACUUCUUGAACCAUAACUUCGACAGGCAUUACGAGGAGAACAGAGCUCCUAUGGGCCUCUACUUCCACGCCGCGUGGUUGAAGAACAACCCUGAGUUCUUGGAAGCCUUCUUGUACUGGAUCGACGAGAUCCUCUCCAAUCACAACGACGUCUAUUUCGUGACCAUGACUCAGGUUAUCCAGUGGAUCCAAAACCCGAGACCAAUCACCGAAGUCAAGAACUUUGAGUCAUGGAGGGAGAAGUGUAACGUUGAAGGGAAUCCAGCCUGUUGGGUUCCUCACUCUUGUAAAUUGACCUCCAAAGAGGUUCCCGGGGAAACCAUCAACCUCCAGACAUGCGUGCGUUGUCCCAACAACUACCCAUGGUUGAACGACCCAACUGGAGAUGGAUUCUUCUAGAUGGUCCAUGAAAAACCUGCCCUGGAUCGACCGGGUUUUUAGUGAUUUUUUUUCCUAUUACAUCUUUUGUAUUUAUUGUUUCCGGAGGACUGAUUGUGCGUUAUACUGUUGAUCUUGAAGAUGAACAUCUCUCACUAUUGUUAGACUGUUAGUUCGAAGGCAUGCGGAUAGUGCCAGAAGUGAUAAGGCAAUGUAACAUAACUCAAUUGAUUGAUACCAUUAGACAAGAAUUAUUGUAAUAUGAAUUUGUAAUAAAAAACAUGGUUUCAA
Coccinella septempunctata (seven-spotted ladybird) is the source of this 1972-nucleotide messenger RNA. RefSeq names its product chitin deacetylase 1 (gene serp). The record is from RefSeq and is a predicted model, not a curated record. Gene Ontology annotation, molecular function: protein binding; hydrolase activity, acting on carbon-nitrogen (but not peptide) bonds; chitin binding. The transcript has 5 exons. Bases 104 to 1702 code for a protein of 532 amino acids. Lineage: Eukaryota; Metazoa; Arthropoda; Insecta; Coleoptera; Coccinellidae. Gene Ontology annotation, cellular component: extracellular region. Gene Ontology annotation, biological process: carbohydrate metabolic process.